Lethenteron reissneri (Far Eastern brook lamprey) is the source of this 1376-nucleotide messenger RNA. RefSeq names its product chromosome-associated kinesin KIF4-like. Gene Ontology annotation, molecular function: microtubule binding; ATP binding; microtubule motor activity. Gene Ontology annotation, cellular component: microtubule associated complex. Gene Ontology annotation, biological process: microtubule-based movement; spindle elongation; mitotic spindle organization. Lineage: Eukaryota; Metazoa; Chordata; Hyperoartia; Petromyzontiformes; Petromyzontidae. The record is from RefSeq and is a predicted model, not a curated record.
GGGACGGCGUGAACGACAAAGGAAGAGCGGCGAUGUCAAACGAGGAGGACGCGGCGAUCCCCGUCCGCGUGGCCGCGCGCUGCCGCCCCAAUGGCGCCGCGGGGCUGCGGGAUGGCUGCGUCCCCUGCGUCACCGUCGUACCCGGCGAGCCGCAGAUUGUGCUGAGCGGGGAGAAGGCCUUCACGUUCGACUUCGUGUUCGACCCGGCAGCCGAGCAGGAGGAGGUGUUUAGUAACGCCGUGGCCCCUCUCAUCGAUGGCAUUUUCAAAGGCUACAACGCCACGGUGCUGGCGUACGGACAGACGGGUUCUGGCAAGACGUUCACGAUGGGCGGCGCGUACAGCGGCGACGCCGAUCCAAACUCCACCGGGAUCAUCCCGCGGGCCGUGCACGCUCUGUUCCGUGGGUGGCAGUCACGUGACGCCUAUGAGUUCGCCAUCUCCGUGUCAUACCUGGAGAUUUACCGGGACGAAAUCAUCGACUUGCUGUACGUGGGCAAAGAGCGACCCUUGCUGUCCGUGAGGGAAGACCCCAAGGAGGGCAUCAAGAUCUGCGGCCUGACUGAGCGCGUGGUGGCGACAGCGGAGGACAUAAUCUGCUGCCUGCAGCAGGGAAACCUGUCACGCACCGUGGGAGCCACCGCCAUGAACGCACAGUCCUCCCGCUCACACGCCAUCUUCACUAUCACCAUCGAGCAGCGCGGCAGGGAGGACAGAGAGAGUCACUGCCGCAGCAAGCUCCACCUGGUGGACCUUGCCGGCUCCCAGCGUGCCAAGCGCACCAAGGCGGAGGGUGACCGCCUGCGUGAGGGCAUCAACAUCAACCGCGGCCUGCUGGCGCUUGGCAAUGUGAUCAGCGCGCUCGGGGAGGAGGGAGUGGCACGGCGGGCUCACCACGUGCCCUACCGUGACUCAGGGCUCACGCGGCUGCUGCAAGAUUCUCUGGGAAGUAACAGCCUGACCCUCAUGGUGGCCUGCAUCAGCCCGGGCGACUCCAACCUGGAAGAAACCCUCAACACUCUGCGCUACGCUGACCGUGCGCGCAAGAUCAAGAACAAGCCGAUCGUGAACCGUGACCCCAACACGGUCGAACUGCAGAUGCUCCGGCAACAGGUUCAACAGCUGCAGGUGCAGCUGCUGCAGGCUCGGGGUGGAGGUAUCGUCACGAUGCAGGGCGGUGGUGAGGGACAGGCCGCCAGCGUGCAGUCGGUGCUGGAGCGAAACCGGAGUCUGCACGAGGCCAACGCCCAGCUGAGCAGGGAGCUGCAGGUCGCUGUGGAUCACACGGCGCACCUGCGUGAGAAGCUCAUCCUGUCGGAGAUGGAGCGCCAGAAGCUGCUGGCGCGCUUCGCCGAGCUGAAGGAUCAUGAAGCGUGA